AAAAAAUGAUGAUCCGAACGAGGCCCAAUAAACUCGCAAAAUAAUCAUACUCAAAAGUCAAAACCCUAAAAACAAAUGCCCUCCUGCAGAAAUUGAGAGUUUGGAUCACAGGCAACUGAGAGAGACGCAGGUGGAAGCAGAGAGACGCCGGGAGCGAAUCAAAUCCAAGAAAUGGCGGACAAGGCUGUUACCAUCAGGACAAGGAAGUUUAUGACUAAUCGUCUUCUCUCGAGGAAGCAAUUUGUCAUUGACGUUCUUCAUCCUGGAAGGGCAAAUGUCUCAAAGGCUGACUUGAAGGAGAAGUUGGCAAGAAUGUAUGAAGUAAAAGAUCCCAACGCUAUUUUUGUCUUCAAGUUCCGUACACACUUUGGAGGAGGGAAAUCUACUGGAUUUGGAUUGAUCUAUGACUCAGUUGAAAAUGCAAAGAAGUUUGAACCUAAAUAUAGACUCAUCAGGAAUGGAUUGGAUACCAAGGUAGAGAAGUCUAGGAAACAAAUGAAAGAACGCAAAAACAGAUCCAAAAAGAUACGCGGUGUUAAGAAGACAAAGGCCGGAGAUGCUGCUAAGGCAGGAAAGAAGAAGUAGUUUUCAUGCAUCUGAAGCCCUAAUGUUUACCUCUAUGUUUGAACUCUUCAGAGAGAUGGAUUUUGUUUUUUAAUGAUUUGAUUUGUGGACAAAUUGUAAGCUAAUCUUGGUAUUGUUUUAUACGGAGUAGCAUUUACCCACUUGAAAUGUCUCAUCUGAUAAAGCCCUUCUCCUCUCACUUUUCACUCCAUUCAUACAAUGAUCUCAACCGUUGGGCUCAGAUCUCCAAUGAUUUUGGUUUAAUGUUUCAAAUUUAGUAAACCGCAG
Molecule: messenger RNA, 852 nt
Organism: Cuscuta epithymum
Lineage: Eukaryota; Viridiplantae; Streptophyta; Magnoliopsida; Solanales; Convolvulaceae
Source: the annotation of a GenBank genome assembly